AUGGAGGCAAUAAUCUUGCCGUUCAUCAUUUCCAAGCAAACAAAACCACUGUUCUUCCCCCAUUUUGUUAGUGAUGUGGAUCAUCAAAAAGCUGACUGGGUUAGUAUCCACGAGCGAAUAUGCCAGCUGCUGAUUCCAAUCCGUACAACCUGCCCUUUUCUCCUUUCUGAAAAAGAAAGCAAGCACAGCGCGGAACAGCUGCUGAAGAGGCAGGUUGUUUCUGGGCCCGGUGCUAGUACUUUGGUGACUGGCUCAUUGCUGUGGUCUUUCUUGGGAGCAUCCAGCAGGAGAACAUCUAAAAGGGGUAGAACCUGCAAAUACAUCAUCGAUCUCGCGUACAGCACAGCCCGGGAGUUUGUUUUGGAUGGAAAGCAUAAAGAAGCGAUACCUGCAGCUUUGCAUGCACUGCGUUUCAGUACUGAAGUGUACGGCUCAAGUUCCGUGCAAUUGGUGCCUGCUUAUCUCCUCUUGGCUGAGGCCUCCACUGGUGCUGGCCGUCUUCCAGAGGCAUCGAAGUAUCUCUCCCAAGCUCAGUGGAUUGUCCUCAGAACUCCAGACUGCAGCGCUGCUCUUCAGUAUAAAUUGCAUCGUGGUCUGGGGCUUUUCUGUGCUGCUGAAGGAAACUUGGAACAGGCUUUGUAUCACCUGGCGAAUGAUAUUUACCUUGCUAGUUCUGCGUUUGGACUGAAAUCUAUUGAGACCUCGGGAGGGUAUUUCCACAUGGCUAAUGUUUUCUUUCGCCAGAACAAAAUGGACAUAGCAAACUCACUCUACGCUGAGGUAACUGACAUCUGGCGUGCCUUUCUUGUGAGGUCAGUUCAAGCGCAGGAGCAAAUUCUCACGUCACGACCGGAAACAUCUCUGUUCACCGAGGACAAGGAACUGAUCAAAGAUCGUCUGACUGAAGCCCAGCAAGCAGAAGCAACCCGAGUACUGGCUGCAGUGUUAGAUGUCAGAGAACAGGCACCAAAGCAGCAGCCUGGGGAAACUGCCAGAGUUCUGCAUGCUCUUGCCAUGCUUUAUUACCUGACCACAGAUUUCUCCAAGGCUCGCGAGCUGGGGAUGAAAGCCUUUGACCUGGCGAAACAGCUGCCCCAACCAGAGUGUCUUGAAGCCAUCGGUCAUUUAUUAAACUUGAUUAACUCUGGGCCUUCCUACACAAAAUAAAGAGCUCCCUCUGCAGAUCCAGCUGGUGGCCAGGUUACCUGUUUAACUGGGAAAAAAAAAAGCAUUAUGAGCUGGAGGUCCUUCCUGCUGCCACCAUCUUCCCAGACGUGUCCCUUUCUGU
Egretta garzetta (little egret) is the source of this 1288-nucleotide messenger RNA. RefSeq names its product zinc finger MYND-type containing 12 (gene ZMYND12). Gene Ontology annotation, molecular function: protein binding. The record is from RefSeq and is a predicted model, not a curated record. The transcript has 9 exons. NCBI's taxonomy places the organism in Eukaryota, Metazoa, Chordata, Aves, Pelecaniformes, Ardeidae. Bases 1 to 1167 code for a protein of 388 amino acids.